GCUGAAAACACUGACGUCAGGGCUAGAUUGAAGUUAGAGGAGGGCGUCCUGGAAGGCACAAGAAUGGACUUGUGUGGCAUCCAGCAGAAUGUUGAACAGCUUGCAAGCCAGGCGGUGCAACAACAUGACUUGUUGAAGUCAGCGGUGGCAAGUCUCCAGGUUUCACAAGUGUACAUCACGCAUUUGGAGGAAAUGGUCCAAAAGAAUGCUGACACUGCUGCUCAGCAAACAGCAGCACUGUCACAGUCGGCAUUGGAGGUUCAGUCUCUUGCUGUGCAGCUGAGGAGCGCCCAGGACCUGAGCAACAAGUUGACCCAGGAGGUGGAAGCCAAGAAUAAGGCUAUUGCGGCAUAUGCUGCACAGGUGCUAGAAGAUUCAGCACAGAUCUUGUCUAUGGACAAACAGAUCAUGCAAUUCCAGAAAGAGGAACAGAUUCGUGAAGACAACAGCUCAAAAGUCCAGUGUCUACAAGAGCAGCUGCAAUUAGCAAUCCGAGAGAAGGAAGAUGUGGAGGCCAAGGUCGAUGGCCUGGAAGCAGAAGUUGCCGAUUUACAUCUUCGCAUUCCCAGUGCUGACAUCGAGCAGGAGAACCAGCAUCUGCGGCAGGCUGUGCAAGAACUGGAAACAGAAGUUAAUGAUGGACGCAAGUCAGUUCUGCAGCUUCAACAGGCGCUCAGCGACCUCAAAGAGGAGCGUGCACGCAUGAAUGCCGAAAUAGCUGCAAGAGACAAGAUGUGCCAAGAAAAGGAUGGGCUGUUGUAUGAGAUGCAGUGCCAGUUAUCUGAGACAGUCUCUGAUCACCAGAGGGUCCAUGAGGGAACUGCUUCAAGUCUAGCAUCGAAAGCUACAGAAAUCGCGGAGCUGGGCAAGAGGGUGGGCGACCUCAAGGACAAGUUGACAGCUGCCAUUAAGAAGGGCAAACGCAUUGAAGUUGGCAAGAAGGAGGCAGAGGCACAGCUUGCACAGUUGCAGCAGGUUGUCUCUGCCCUGGAGGAGCAACAGGUGAAGGAACUCGAGGUGAGCACAUCUCUGAAGGAGAGAGCACUUCGGGCAGAGGCUGAGGUUGAGAAGCUUGAGGGUGAGACGAAGGAGCUACAGAGGGUCACAGAGGAUCGGUCUGCAGCCACCAGAGAUGCUGGUGACCGUGUUCAGAUGUUGGAAUGUGAACUGGAAAGGGCCAAAUUACGGGCAUCGCAGGCAGAAAAAGAUGUGCAGAAGCUAGAAAGCGAGGCUGCAGCUGCCGGGGAUCUGUCUCGCAAAAUGGAUGCUCUCGCUGCCCAAGCAGAGCAAGGGGAGGCAAUGCUGCGGCGCAAUGAGAUAGAGAUGGCAGCCAUGAGGGAGGAGGUUGCGACCCACAAGAACAAAGUGUCCAUGGCACGGGAUGCCAUUGAGAAGUUGAGGAAGGAGCGGCAGGCUGCCAAGGGCGAGGUAGAGGAAUUCAGCAGCAGAGUUGAGUAUCUGCUAGCAGAAAACGACCAACUGCGGGAGGCCCUGUCAGAAGCAAGAAUGUCUGAGGAACAGGACUCGCCUGCCUCAGCCACUGUCCUUGAAGAAUGGAAGCGUCGUGCUGAGGAAGCAGAGCAAAAUGCUGAGAUUGUUGGACAGAGACUGCAAGAUGCUGAGCGGGAGCUUGGCGACAUAUCUGCCAGGCUUGCACAGCACCAGGCCGCUGAGGAUGCUACCGCCACUCGGAUAGCUACUCUGGACCAUGAGCUGGCGCAGCGAAACGCUGAGCUGGAUCAAAUGAGGCGCUCUCAGGCCACGACUGCUUCCAAUAGGAUUGAUGAAGAGUCGACCAGGCGGCGUCUUCAAGAGGAGGCUGAUGCCCUGCGUCAUGAGAGGGAUGUGUUGACGAGGGAGCUGGAGCAGGCGAGGCAGAGUGGGCCCAGCACAUCUCAGGUCACUGUGGACAUCAUGCCAUCGCAUGAUCACCCGCAGGGCUCAUUGACACAGGUCAAGAGGCGAGAGAUUGUCGAUUUGGAGUCCAACAUGCCGGAUGAGGAAGACCACGGCUCUGACGGCGAGCGGGAAUCCGAGUUCAGACCUUUGACGAGCCUGGCGUUCGUUCGUUCCGCCUCAACACACCCACGGAUCACCCAUGCCGUCUCCCAGCUGGACCGGUGGACCGUAACGGCUGGAAAAGCGCUGACUGGGAGGCCUCUGUUGCGCAUUGGCCUGCUGGCGUACGCCGCACUUCUCCACAUCAUAUUCUUUGCGCGCUUGCUGGCGUGA
Ostreobium quekettii is the source of this 2232-nucleotide messenger RNA. NCBI's taxonomy places the organism in Eukaryota, Viridiplantae, Chlorophyta, Ulvophyceae, Bryopsidales, Ostreobiaceae. The record is from the annotation of a GenBank genome assembly.